CCACAGAUAGGACACUGAGGAAAGUUGGGUUCCCUCUGUCUGCUAAGGCUGCUCUGCUUUCCUCUCUAUGGGUGUGACUUUCAUUCCCUCCCAGUUAUGACACAACAUUAGUUCCUUUGAAUCCGAAUAAUAAGUCCAGCAAAGUUACAAGCGCCUUGUUGCAGCACAGUGGCUGGAUUGGAGCUUCUGGUUGGAACCCCCAGAUUUCUGAGUCAGGAAAAUGACCAAACUGCUGUGGAUUGUCUCUGUUGGAUUAUGCUGCUGGAUGAGUGUUUGCCAGGCGAAGAUAGUGAUCAGCUGUCGUUUCCGGGGAGUUUUCCAUGUGGAGAAAGAAAUCAGAUACAGUCUGCUGUAUGAGGACGCCAGGAAAGCGUGUACUGAACUAGACGCCAUGAUAGCGACCAAGGAGCAGGUGGACAUAGCGCAUGGAGUUGGCCUUGAGACCUGCAGGUACGGCUGGGUGGAUAACGGCACAGUACUCAUCCCUCGUAUCACAAAGAAUCCCAAAUGUGCUGCCAAUUACGUUGGUGUCAUUGUAAUUCAUUCUAAUUUCACUACUCAAUAUGAUGUCUACUGCUACAAUGCCACAGAGACUAGCGACAAGAACUGCGAGCAGUAUGAUUACAGCAAUAAGAGUGUGCCGUCCUAUGAUCCCACUGAAGAGGAAGGAGCCUUCAAUGAUACUGAGUCCAGUGACGUGAGUGCUACUCACCCUGGCCUUGACAUAAAUACUGAAAAUCCUGAGCAAGGAAAUAAUUUGGAGGAAGGUACCACGGAGCCUAUGACAUCUACUGAACAGCCCGCUCAUUCAGGCGACCACCCGGGAGCAAGCGAAGAAGGCGACACAAAGGAUUCUUAUAUUAGUACUGACGACAGUGUUGUAUAUGUCAGCAAUACUAACCCCGACGAUCUGAUCCCAGUUCAGUCCAACGAGCCGGAAGAUGACCUUGCGGCAUCUACAGAACCGUCUGUUCUCCAGGAUUCAGCUUCCAUCUAUGACAACACACACAUACAUGGCCAUGACGAUCAGACGGAUGGUAAAAAGUUGAGAGAUGAAGAGGAAGCGGUUGCUGGACCAGCUGAUGAAUCAUCGGGCUCCAAUCAGACCAAAACAAAGAGGAAGGCGGCGAUACCAGAGUGGCUAAUUGUGUGCGUCUCGCUGGUGUGCCUGGGACUCAUCUUCUCCGUCUGCAUCGCACUCAACGCCGGUAGAAUAUGCGGCCAUAAGAAGAAACUGAUCAUAAACGGCAACAAAGGGUCCCUGGAAGAUGGCGUCGUCAUGGAGCAAAAUGGAGACACUGUGAAGUCUCAGGAGAUGGUGCAGUUGGUGUCGCAGGACCAGUCCAGCAACCAUGGAGGUGACGCCAUGUCGCAGGAGGAACACAGAAACGCAAAGGACGUGGACAUGAAAAUUGGAGUCUAGACUCGCGUUUCCUCAGACAAUGGGGGGGAGGGGUGGGUACGCUCUUGGAAAUUAAAAGGACUGGGACCGAACUAUUAUAAUGAGCCACUGACAGAAUUCUGUGUUGCUUUAUGUUGCCACUUCAAGCCACAAACGACUUGCCCCCCCCCCCCCCCCUCCCGCCCGCUGUUGGCGGGAGGGCAGGCGCUUCCCGCUCGGAUUCUGGUGAUAGGAGUAGAAGGCGGGUGGAUGUCGGAAAACCAGAGAUGUGCAAACAUCAGGCGCAAAACAUGAGAACGCGUCGCCGUGGUCCAAAGUCAGUGGCCAGAGUGGUUUAUAAGCGAUACGGGUGAUAUAAUGAUUGGAUCACAGUAAUUUUAUAGGCUCCACAGAAACAUGAACACGCUGAGACAUAUAUAGGCCCAGAGGUGCACUGUAAGGAAAGGGGGGACCCAUAUUUAUAAUAGAUAAGCUUGUACAUGCAGCAGAAUUACCCCAGGCACAGUGAAUGUAUAAAACGUAUGAGACAGGCGACUGGGGGUCCCACUUCAUCUCCCACGUUCCGGCCUCGUCCCCUGCAGCCAGCGCUGUCACCAUAGUAUAUAGGCACACAUACAUCAUAUAGAAAUACAUGUAUAAUCCAGGGGCGAAGAGAUUUCAGGGAGUCCGCAUCAAUCAGAGUCCCCUAUGUUACUGGGACAGUGAUACAACGUCUACAUAGAAAGGAACUCUAACUAUAAUUAUAUAUAUAUAUAUAUAUAUAUAUAUAUAUAUAUAUAUAUAUAUAUACAGACACACACUUUUACACUUUAUAUCCUGUACCCCGUGUAGUAAUUAUGUGGGCGUGUUAGUAGAGGAGGCCAGGCUGGGUACAGAUUGGCGCACUCGAGUCACUGACGCCAUUGCUUUCUUAUAAGUGGGGUGGUCCGGCACCUGGCAAGAGACCCCCACCUGAUUGCUACACAAGGACAGCGGGACAUAAGGAUAAAGGUUGCCCAGACGUUCCGCACCCCCACCCCCACCCUCAUUUUGAAGCUUGUUUAUUAACAUGAUGUAAAUAGAACAAAUGACAUAUUAUAUUUAACUUACCUGGCAACAUUAGAUGUAUUUCCUGGGACAUUUUGCUGCACAGCCUGUGUAUCUAUCUAAGCACAUCACACUGUCUCCAUGCACAUUGGAGAACUACAACUCCCAUCAAGCCCUGCUUACUGAAUCUUAUUCCGAUGUAUAUUUCUCUAUAGUCUCAGCUUAUAAAACCCACAGAAUGAGAAUCGAUGGUAAGAAUUAUACAGUAUCAAACCGAUAGGAAAAAGAAGCAAAGUUGCACUGAAAAAUAGGGACAUACCUUUAAUACCUGGGACCAUCCUUGGAAAUAGGGACUGUGGGCAGCUGUGCUUUUAUAAGACGAGUUGCAGCGUAUUUAUUUUAUUUGCAGACGACGCAUUGUACCGCUGGCAAAGUAUUACAGAGAAACCAAACUGGCAACUUCCUCCGGUUUGCACAGCUCUGCAGGGGAGGGAAAACGAGGGGUUAAUGUUUGGGUGAGACCCUUUCACUGCUGAUUAUCUGUCCUAUCACUGGGUAGCGCAGUUCCUGCAAUUUCAGGUGACGGCAUUGAGAAUACGUGACACGUCACUGAGGUGACAAUAUAAUGCCGCAUCUCCGUGCUGCUGGCGCCUCUGCCGAGUGUCUGAGAAGCGGAGGUAGAUUACUAAAAAACAUAACAAUUUGCGGAAUUGCCUUAGAGUCGCUCGCUCAGAUGUAACGCUUAGGGACGAUAGACGUGGAAAGCACUAGAUAAAUGAUUCAAAGCCUAGGAAUAUUUUAUUGGAUGAACAUUUGAUGCCGUUGUGUAAACAAGCGAAUGUAAACUUAACCUGUUUGCUCCAAAAUGGAACCUACAAUCAGGUUUAAAGGUUCUGCUGGCAACUGAUGGGUUAAACAGUGAAGCUAGAUGCCUGGCAGAUAUGUGUUUUGUACAUAUAGUUCACCUGCGUACUGUAUAUAAAAGCUUUGAAACUGUC
This is a messenger RNA of Pseudophryne corroboree (corroboree frog), 3426 nucleotides long. RefSeq names its product CD44 molecule (IN blood group) (gene CD44). The transcript has 8 exons. Gene Ontology annotation, cellular component: basolateral plasma membrane; plasma membrane; macrophage migration inhibitory factor receptor complex. Lineage: Eukaryota; Metazoa; Chordata; Amphibia; Anura; Myobatrachidae. Bases 221 to 1423 code for a protein of 400 amino acids. Gene Ontology annotation, biological process: cell adhesion; inflammatory response; positive regulation of ERK1 and ERK2 cascade. The record is from RefSeq and is a predicted model, not a curated record. Gene Ontology annotation, molecular function: hyaluronic acid binding; cytokine receptor activity.